CGCUUCCUGUCAGUCACGUGACAUUGUUGCUGUCGGUUCCUAUGGAGACUGCAAGGCUGACCCGUUGGGAAUGGCGAGGAACGAGGAGAAACAGCAAGGCCGGCUGAACAGACUGUGGCUCCAGAGAGAGCGAGAGGAAGGCCGGAUCAAAGAUGUGCAUGAGCGUAGACCUAAACUGUCUACACUUAAUUCUGCAUCCUCUGUCAAAAAGUGGAUCCCCAGCAUCAAGAGUGAGAUAGAGUAUUACUUGGAGCAGUCCCAGCUGUCGCACUAUCCGGAGAGGAAGAUCGCAGAGUUCCAGCUCUGCAUCGAAGCUUUAGAAAGAGAGUACAAAAGUUUUAUCACCAAACUGCGAGUUCUUGAUCCCUCCUGUAAGCAUAAGCCAUGGACUCCUCGAGCGUACGCCAAAAGAAGAGCUGACACACAGGACUCGCAAAGCAUCGUUAAAAAACCACGCAGCUGUGAGUCACAUGACACCAGUGGUCCAGUGAGUGGAGCUCAGACUGCCUCGGUCAGCACAUGGACAGGAAGUAGUAAAACCUCAGCCGACGAGAGACAGGAGCAUCUCAGUCAAUCGGAGAGCAGAAACCCCGUCCCGACCGAGCCUGACUUAGAUUCUUCAGGGCCGGUGUGUGCUGACCAGGACCAGCCCCUCGCAUUUGACCACACACGGCUGGCUGUGGCUGUGGCUGGGUUCAGAGGACCAUCAACUCAGCCGAGCUCCUCUCACACACAGAGCCUGGCCAGGGUGCUCCAGUCCAGCCUACCAAACCUCUGUAACUCUCCUCUGAGACAACAUUGUUCCACCCAGAAUAAAGACACUGCAGGAGUCAGAGAGGACAAGGCAGCGAUCGGACUUUUUAUUGGACAGAAGGGUUCACUUCCAGACCAGAGGUCAGGUUUUGGAGCAGCAGAGAGGAUACCAGAGAGAUCCUCCACCACUGGGACGAUGGACAGGAGGACAGAGGAUGUCCUAGGACUGGGCUGUUAUUCUUCUUCUGAUGAGGAAUGUGACACAUGACAUUUGUAGGUCACAAAGCAUAAUGUAACACAGAUAGCAAGUCUGCCAUGAGGGCUGGAUAAAAACACCAGUUGUCUGGUAAAUUGUGAUUCUUCUAUCCCUAUAUUCUUAAAAUCCCUAAAUCAGUAUUUUAAUCUCUUAAUCUUAAUGGGAGCUCUCUCCACCUGAAGUGCUGUAAAGCCUAAAGGCCAAUGUCUUGAUGCAUUUUGGAAUUUAAAACAAUGAUGGUAAAGAAGAGUUGGAUGAAAGUAAAACUAUAUAUAAGGGGCAAAACUGGAAUUUUGCAGGGUUCCCAUGUGUCCUGGAAAAGGUUGACAUUUGUAGAGUAACUUUACUGUCAGCUGGAAAUAUUAGUGGCAUCCUGGAAGGUUAUGAAGUUCUGCUCAGAUUAUAUAUUUAAAUUUGGGGCGGUAUGGCUCGGGGUAGAACAGUCGUCUGGUAAUUGGAGGGUUCCCAGUUCGAUCCUGGCUCCUCCAGAGUGUGUCAAAGUGUCCUUGAGCAAGACACUGAACCCCUCCUGUUGGGUAGCUUGGCACCUUGCAUGGCAGCCAUCAGUGUGUGAAUGAGUGAAUGUGAAGCCAACACUGUAAAGCGCUUUGAGUGUCUGGUAGACUAGAAAAGCGCUAUAGAAAUGCAGUCCAUCUACCAUAUUCCCCAGCUCACAUUGCACAUAUUUAGCUCCUGAUGCUCUCUUUCAGUACCCAUUCAUACCCUGCCAUCCUCUUUUGGCAUAGUGCACUCACGUGCAAGGAAAGCAAACUAGGUCAAAAACAUGAAACCAACGCUUUGAUCAACACAAUGUUGCCAUCACAUUUGCACAUUGUUAGUAUAUUGUUAGCUUUUUUUUCUUUUUUUUCACACAUAAGCAACAUGCUAUACAAUGUGCAAACAAUGUGUGGAUAAUAUGCAGUUUUGCGUUAAUAAAUUGUUCUCUGGAAACUGUGA
Myripristis murdjan (pinecone soldierfish) is the source of this 1966-nucleotide messenger RNA. RefSeq lists its product as uncharacterized. Lineage: Eukaryota; Metazoa; Chordata; Actinopteri; Holocentriformes; Holocentridae. Gene Ontology annotation, biological process: generation of catalytic spliceosome for second transesterification step. The record is from RefSeq and is a predicted model, not a curated record. Bases 71 to 1021 code for a protein of 316 amino acids. The transcript has 5 exons.